Linnemannia hyalina is the source of this 579-nucleotide messenger RNA. NCBI's taxonomy places the organism in Eukaryota, Fungi, Mortierellomycota, Mortierellomycetes, Mortierellales, Mortierellaceae. The record is from the annotation of a GenBank genome assembly.
AUGUCCCGCAUAGUUCUAAUCCCAGGCAACGGAAACGACAAUGUCGAGUCCUCAAUGUGGUACCCAUCCGUCAUUAGCGCCCUCACCGAAGCUAAAAACCCCACCACCCAACACCUCCUCUUCCCCGGAGGAAACUUUCUCGAAACCUUUCCGGACCCUUUCGACGCCCGCGAAGAAAUCUGGAUCAAAUAUAUGGAGGACGAGAUUGAGAUUGGAGAACAGGAUGUGGUGAUUGGUCAUUCAAGUGGUGCGGCCGCCAUUCUGAGAUAUGUUGAGACCAGGAAGGUCAAAGGUGUUGUCCUUGUCAGCGCUUAUCAAUCUGACCUCGAUGACCCUUCAGAGCGCGAGGCUGGAUACUUCAAUCGACCCUGGAACUGGGACGCCAUCUCCAGGAACGUCGAAUGGAUCACCCAAUUCUCUAGCCCAAGCGACCAUCUGGUGCCAAUCGACGAACAACGCUUUGUCGCCAGUAAAAUUGUCGGGAUCGACUAUAUUGAGCUCCCCAACCGUGGACAUUUCAUCCGCGAUCGUGCGUUCCCGGAGCUGGUCGCCAACGUCAUACAAAAGAUGUCUUCCUAG